CAUCUCGGGAGGUUAUAAAGGUAGCCUAUAGCUGCUUUGGGCCACAAAAUCCAGUUCGAGAAGAGGGGGAGAUUAAUCCAUUCUUCCCCAGAAUCUGGUCUCUCCCUUUCUUCUGCCGUGUUCAACGCUUCUCCUCUCAUCUUCGUCUGAUAUUUUUUUGACGGUUGGAUCUUCAUCAGAAGUUGGCUUCUCAUCUUCUCUACAGCUGGAUUGGUUAUAAAUAGUUUUCCGCAAUUCUAGAGCCAGUUGAAGGCGUAAAUUUCUCUGAAUUUGGGUGAAUAUUUGGACUAGAUACUCUGGGUUUUUGUUUUUUUUUUUUUUUUGUUCUUUUUUUCUAUACUUUUCAUAUUUUUGGGUUGAAUUUAAAGGUUGGGUAUUUGGUGUUUCUGUUUCUGGAUGGAUGGAUGGCGUUGCUGGUUUUUGUUCAAAUUAGCUUAGGACGGGAUAUCAAUGGUGGAAUUUGAUUAUUUUGGAUUAAAGUUGUAACUUUGCUGUUGGUGAAUACUGAUUUUCUCUCCUCUUUGAAGCUCAAAUAAUUUACGGAAGGAAAAGAAUCCGUUAUUUCUUGCAAAAAUUUGGAUAUUUUCAACUAAAAUUCGGUUGUGAUAUCGCAUUGGUUUGUCAAUCGUGGGGGUGUUGAAAUUAAUUGUUCUUUCUGGAUCCUCAAUUGGUGUUGAUUUGUCUGCCGGAAUUGGGUUAGCUCGGUUGGUUUUAGGGCUCUAUCUGAUUUUGUAGCUGAAUUUCACAACUAUUUUGUGAGGGUUUCUGGAAAUAUAUAACAAGAAUGGUGGAAUCAAUCGCGACAACUUCCCUUCUUGCGCACCGUCCCUUGUGUCAAGGAUCUCCCGCCAGGGAUGGCUCGAACAGAAGAAGACUAUUGGACUUCUGUCUGCUCCCGGCGACGAAUUUCGUUGGUAGACGAGUUAUCUGUUCUACCUCAUCUUCAACUCCAUGGAGAACUGAAAGGUGGGGAGCUGGCAGAGUUGGGGUCUCUUCAAUUAAAGCCCUCGCAAUGGAACUGACGAAGGAGGCAUAUUCACCCAGAGACGAAGAGAGAAUACCUCGGAAUUGGAGGUAUUCCGUUGAUACUAAUACACUUCAAAAGCAAGGGUUGUGGCCGCCUCCAAACAAGGCCGAUAAUCCCUCGCUUCACAAUCCGUUGCUUCGACAGGAAAGAAUGGGAUGUGGAUGGUUGGGUGCAAUCUUCGAAUGGGAAGGAGUGAUUAUCGAAGAUAAUCCUGAUAUUGAGAAACAGGCAUGGUUGGUUCUGUCCCAGGAAGAGGGAAAAUCUCCGCCUCCAGCUUUCAUCCUCAAGAGAAUAGAAGGUAUGAAGAAUGAACAAGCACUCUCUGAAGUUCUCUGUUGGUCGAGAGAUCCAGCGCAGCUCAGAAGAAUGGCUCUGAGAAAGGAGGAGAUAUAUCAGGGUUUGCAGGGUGGGAUCUAUAGGUUGCGUGCAGGAUCACAAGACUUCGUCAAUGUUCUGAUGAACUACAAGAUUCCGAUGGCUUUGGUUUCUACCCGUCCGAGGAAGACUCUUGAAUUCGCGAUCGGAGCUAUUGGAAUUGAAGGGUUGUUCAAUGUGAUUGUCACGGCGGAGGAUGUACACAGAGGGAAGCCUGACCCUGAAAUGUUUGUGUACGCAGCUCAGCUUCUCAACUUCAUUCCAGAGCGGUGCAUCGUGUUUGGGAACUCCAACUCGACGGUGGAGGCCGCACAUGAUUCUCGGAUGAAGUGCGUGGCUGUGGCAAGCAAGCAUCCCGUGUAUGAGCUUGGAGCUGCAGACUUGGUCGUGAGGCGCCUUGAUGAACUCUCUGUAGUUGACCUGAAGAACCUUGCUGACAUUGAAUCAGAUGAAUUUGGGUCCGGAGAACCAGAGGCAGAGAUGGAAGAGGAAGAAGAUGAUGAUCCUUAUCCAUCUACGGCAGUGGCAGUUGAUGAUUUCUGGUAAGUCCACCAAUUAUGUACAGAUAGGUCCUUAUGCUUCAUCUAAUUCUUUAUGAUGAUCAUCAUGACUUAGGUCUUAAUUCUCCCUUAGCUAUGUAUAUUUGGCUUACAGUGUACAAAAAAGAAAAAAAAAAAGGAAAAACAGAGAAGUGGGUGGUCUGCAUUGGACUACCCUUAAUGUUAUCAUGUUUGUCUUAUAUGUGAAUAUGAAUAUGCUUGUUUCAAACCCUAAAUGUGUGGAUAGCAUAUGUUCUGUUCUAAAUGAAGUUUAGAUGAUCACACCAGUUUUGUA
Molecule: messenger RNA, 2236 nt
Organism: Nelumbo nucifera (sacred lotus)
Lineage: Eukaryota; Viridiplantae; Streptophyta; Magnoliopsida; Proteales; Nelumbonaceae
Product: Haloacid dehalogenase-like hydrolase (HAD) superfamily protein
Source: RefSeq, a predicted model, not a curated record